GACAAUGAUCAAGAACAGAUAUAUGUACUUAACAGAAGAGAUAUUAAAAGAGAACCCCAACAUGUGUGCAUAUAAGGCACCGUCGUUGGAUGCAAGGGAAGAUAUGAUGAUCAGGGAGGUACCAAAGGUUGGAAAAGAGGCUGCAACCAAAGCCAUCAAGGAAUGGGGCCAGCCAAUGUCUAAGAUCACACAUUUGAUCUUCUGUACCACCAAUGGUGUUGCAUUGCCUGGCGUUGAUUACGAACUCAUCGUACUCUUAGGACUCGACCCAUGCGUCAAGAGGUACAUGAUGUACCACCAAGGUUGCUUCGCUGGCGGCACUGUCCUUCGCUUGGUUAAGGACUUGGCUGAAAACAACAAGGAUGCUCGUGUACUUAUCGUUUGUUCUGAGAAUACUGCAGUCACUUUUCGUGGUCCUAGUGAGACAAACAUGGAUAGUCUUGUAGGGCAAGCAUUAUUUGCAGAUGGAGCUGCUGCGAUUAUCAUUGGUUCUGAUCCUGUGCCAGAGGUUGAGAAGCCUAUCUUUGAGCUUGUUUUGACCGAUCAAAAACUUGUCCCUGGCAGCCAUCGAGCCAUCGGCGGUCUCCUUCGUGAAGUUGGGCUUACAUUCUAUCUUAACAAAAGUGUUCCUGAUAUUAUUUCACAGAACAUCAAUGAAGCACUCAAUAAAGCUUUUGAUCCGUUGGGUAUAUCUGAUUAUAACUCAAUAUUUUGGAUUGCACAUCCUGGUGGACAUGCAAUUCUGGACCAGGUUGAACAGAAGGUGAAUUUGAAGCCAGAGAAGAUGAAAGCCACUAGAGAUGUGCUUAGCAAUUACGGUAACAUGUCAAGUGCAUGUGUGUUCUUCAUUAUGGAUUUGAUGAGGAAGAAUUCCCUUGAAAGAGGACUUAAAACCACCGGAGAAGGACUUGAUUGGGGUGUGCUUUUUGGUUUUGGUCCUGGUCUUACUAUUGAAAUCGUUGUUCUUCGCAGCGUGGCCAUAUGA
Arachis duranensis is the source of this 985-nucleotide messenger RNA. RefSeq names its product stilbene synthase 3-like. The transcript has a single exon. The coding region runs from base 5 to 985 and encodes 326 amino acids. Gene Ontology annotation, molecular function: acyltransferase activity, transferring groups other than amino-acyl groups. Gene Ontology annotation, biological process: polyketide biosynthetic process. The record is from RefSeq and is a predicted model, not a curated record. NCBI's taxonomy places the organism in Eukaryota, Viridiplantae, Streptophyta, Magnoliopsida, Fabales, Fabaceae.